Molecule: messenger RNA, 4768 nt
Organism: Nomia melanderi (Alkali bee)
Lineage: Eukaryota; Metazoa; Arthropoda; Insecta; Hymenoptera; Halictidae
Source: RefSeq, a predicted model, not a curated record
UCGAAACGGGGUCGACGAUAUUUGCAUAUUUCACUGGUGCGCUGGGUAUUUUUUCACUCCCUGCCCGCCGGCCGCCAUAGUUCGUUGUGUUGUUGCCAACCUGUUGUCCACGGAAUGAUGCCGGUGGAACAACGAAGAAAAAAAUCCCGGGUGGCGGGAUAGAAAAAUCGCGGGACUCGUUAGGAUUUAGGGUACGACUAUAAGAUGCAAUCCGUGGCCGGUAUUGCGACAUCGACUUUCGAUUCUGCGUGAGACGGCCUUGAAUAAGCGCAACCGAUAGCUAAAAUGUGUCGAUCGCGAUACUGAAAAGCAGGAAAUGCUGCCUUGAAAGUCCAGUUCAACGUUACAACAUAGGAAAGCAAUUGCCCGUGUCCACUGAGCCUCCGAUACAACUUUUAUUUUCACCGUAUAUUAAUUUAUCCUCUCUAGCCGCUGGUGAGUAAUACCGUUUAAUUCUGCGUUUGCGAAACAACGGUCUAUGCUGAUUACUUUCAUCUUUCUACCUCGCGAAUCGCUGGAAGAGCCCGCUUUGUUCUGGACGGCAUCUUGUCGCAGUCUUCUUAUUUCCUUGCCUCAAGAGUAACGGCUUUGUGAACGGAGAAACAACCACGAGAAGAUCCUUCGAGAAGAGAGAUUUAUUCAUUGCCAAGUGUUCCUUCAACGAUUUGUCGUUGCGCCGCGACUAAAAGGGGCAUUCAACGCGAAUUAGUCGCCGACAAAUGUCAGUAUGUCAGCUGUCCGAAACUCGUCCGCGCAAAAUGGCAGCCGAUUGUCUGGGUUACAGUAAUCUUAACAGGGAUUUGAGGCAGAUUGGUUUCAACAUUGACAUCUGGCUCUAAUCUGUGUCGCGUUCCAAUAAUCUAAUCGUCUCGUUCUGAACAGAGCUACUUGAACGGCAACAAAGUAGCUAGAAUGUUCUGAUAUAACCGUCUGAACGAUCAUGCCUUUGUUCCGGUUUCUAACGCUUGGAAUUCCCGAGAGACCUGUCAAAGGAAAAAAAAGGGGCAGGGUGCGGUGACAUUUCUCUUGGCUCAUCACAUAAGGUUACACGUAAUCGAGUAUAUAACGGUUCAAUCCGGUGCGAAAAGGAUCAGUAACAGACGCGAAUGCACGGCUGGACAUAGAAGUAUUGCGAGGGACAGAUAAUCGGAAAGGACGUCGCUAGGAAGGAGCCAUGAAGUUGCUGCUGCAGUUAGUGGCAUCGAUUCUCCUAACAUCCGUUUGCGCCGCCGGUUGGCCGUAUCGUGAAAUAGUGGGCGUUGGGCAAUCAGCGACGCCAGUAUUCGUUGCACCAGUUUAUGGAGUCGCACCUGCAUUGAGCAUAUUGGAGCCAGCCGAAGAGGUUGCAACGGUGGUAGCUGGCCCGGUAACAGGUACCACGGUCGUCGAAGGAUCGUCUUCAGGACCUGUGACCUAUCUAUCGCCUGGAGAUACAAACGCUGUGCUUCAAAACGAUUCUUUGCUGAUUACAAAUGCGACAGAGGUAUCAGCUGCGAACGAGGAUUCGGUGCUCAUUAAAGGAGCAUCGGCCGGACCGGUGACGCUGGUCGCUCCUUCCGACAAUCUCGGCGCAAUCGCCGAUAAUGCACCGUCAGCCGAAGCGGAAACAAAGAAAGGUGCUGUUGCAUCGUCAGCAUCGGCGGCUGUCGCAAUCGAAAACGCAGAAGAAUCGUCUGCAUCGGCGAGCGCAGCGACAAUUACCGAAACAAUAGGAGUAGCAUCGGCGAAGGCGGUGAUAGGUCCCUCCACUGGGCCCAUAAUCAUUGUUGGCCCGACCGCUCCGCCGAUCCCAACCACAGCCGCUCCACCGACAGUUGCACCUUUAACGGCAGCCGCUUCGGCUGCCACUGCUGCUGUCAGUUCAGCUGCCACUGCAGUCGCCAAUGUUUCUGCCACGGCGACUGCCGGGGGAAUGAGCAACGAAGCUGCUACAGUUAUCGAUAUAACAGAGUCCAGCAAGACCCAGGUUUCAGCAUCCAGUUCGAGCUUAGUGACGCAGAGUAUUGGAAAUUCCAUAGUUUCCACGCAGGCGAAGGUUAAUCUGAUUAGGCCUGGGGCUGCAAUUAUAGUAGCACAGGCACCUUCUAGUAAUGCCGUUGUAUCAGAGGGUGCGGUUCCCGCCACGCCGGCUUCCGAUCCACCGCGAACUGUUUCCGCUGCUGCCACCGCUUCCGUGCUACUAGCCAAGGCGCCGCCACUCUAAACAUCGCACAACGCUCGAACGGCUGUUUGUUCGACCUGUGUCGCACGCGAGACAGAAGAAUCGCCCUGCUCCUGAUUUACGAAGCGGUCGCGGCGCGGAACAACCGGGGAGACCAGAGCCUUUCUACAGACAGUUUUACGGGCCAGGCGUCGAUAGGCCGUGCUCGGGCCGCGAAAAGCCAGCGCAUUAGUUGACAUUGCGUUGGCGACAGGGCCGAUACGAAACAAGGAAGGGAAAAGUUGUGCAAGGACGACGGGAACCAUGCGUAGUCGUUGGCAUUGAUGCCUACGAGUCACUUUCUUGCGAACGAUCACGCUACUAUACAAUAAGCCGGCGAUCCUGCUGUCCAUUCGCAGUCGUUCGAUUUUCUUAAUUUCUUUCCUUGUUCUUUCUUUUUUAAUAAAUAGAAAAGAAGAGCUGAUGGUGUUUUUGCUUCGUUCUUUGGUCGAUGGAUGUUGAUCCUUUCCAGUUGAAUGCUUUUGAAUGAUUUCGAGCUUAGUUUGAACUUUGUUUAUAUAACGAGAGAUUGAUACAUGGUUUUCUUCGCAUGUGUGGAAAUAAGUAGGGAGAAUAGGGUAUGUUUGUUUUACAUUUGGAAUUGUUUGUUUGGAGGUGAAGCAGUUAUUUUGUUUGAGAUCUAUAUCUCAAACUCUAGUCGUGAAGUGAAUCGGAAAACUCAAUAUCUGCAUUGAUGAAUGUUUUAAUAUACUAAGGAUAUGUCUCAUAAAAUUUUAAAUAUCCAGAUAUAUUAUAAAUUGUAUUAAUAUAUGCCACACGUAACAUUUUAUUGACACUUCAAUAAUAUCAAAUUCGAUAGCACAGCGUUUCUCUAAAAAUAUCUAAAGAAUUAAUUGAAUAACUUUUUGGGAAAGAAACAAAAAAGGAAACCUGUCCAAUUGUUUGAAAAUUUAACUUGAAAUACACAAGAUUAAGCACAUGUAAAGAGAAUAGAAACGUUUUUCUGAACGUAAAGGAUUGUGUCUAUCGAUGUAAUUGGGAAAUUCAAUACGAUUAAAGUAAACGGACAGGAAAACAAGUAAAAUUUUCAGUGGAUAAUGGGAUCGGGAAACAUAGCGUUGUUUGAUUUGCAACGCCAACGAUUUUCGGUAUUGUUACGAAUGACAACAUAGCGCUCUAAUGAAGUGAUAUUUAUCCCGUUAAUCUAGUUAGCUCGCUAUUGGAGCGAUCUAACGGCUGGCGCAACCUCUACUUUAGGUUAAAUCAUAGCAAACAAGCCGAACCUAAACCAUACGAUUAAACAUGAAACUCAAUUAUUACCGUGCUGCUUUCACUAGGCAAACUGAAUGUAUCGAGUUGGCUCUGCCGUGGACUUUUGCUGUGCGAGAGGCACCAAAUGUUUGCCCGUUUCACAUUUGAACCUUGUCCAACCAUUCCAACCGGAAAUACUUUCGGCGGUGGCGAUCUUUGGGCGAACUUUAUUCGGUCACUUUGAAAUUUAAUCCUCUGAAACGCUUCCUUGCGAGCAUGCUUCUCUUUAUGCUUCCAGAUAUAAUUUUUAACAUGGACAUUUGUUUUCACGAAAUAUAUUAAAACCCUUUGCCAAAGAGAAACGGUUUCAACAGAACUUGGCGCUCUUUUAAUGAGUAUUAGAAGAAUGUUACAAUAGAAUUUUCUGUUGAAGGUUACAUUGAAAUUUAUAUAAAGAAAAGCGAUAAUCUUUCUUACAAUAUUUAGAUUUAAUUGUUUAAAUCUCGAACUUUACAUAGAACUAGUAGGAACAGUUUGUUCGAAGGUUUCUUUUACAUGAAGAUUUAAGGAAGUACAUGGAACUAGUAAUGACUAUUACAAAUUGGAGGACUUAAACUACUAUAUAAGACAACAUAAAAGCAAGAAGGAUGACAGAAAACUUAACAUAAGGAUCUUUAUCUGAGUAGUACUUGUAAAUAGCACUCUUUAUAAUGGUGCAGCAGGCGCGGCAUUUCUCGUUGCCAAUGUUUGAAAGAGGGAAGAUAAAUUAUUAUUGUCGUUUAACUGUCCAUUUGAACCAGUAUUAAGUCCUAAAGAUGCGGCAGGGGAAUUACAAGCGCAGCGUCCUUCAAGCAUGUUUCGUAUAUGCUUCAAUUCCGCAAUUAUUUCAGGUAGAUGCAACAUUGGUUUAAAACCUAUAUUUGGAAAAUGAGGCUCACAUUCCUUUGGUUUCAUGUUACCCAGAAUGUUGCCAAUAAGCCCCAACGCAGAAAUUUGCUGAAUCAUCUGAAAAGAAGAUGAAAAAUCACGUUUUACUAAAACAAAUACUUUUUCCACAUUUCAAUCGUUGUAGUCUAUCUUUUCAUUACAAAAUAAUAUUACAAGCAGCUUAUACCAUUCCUUAAUUUCAACUUCCGGCAUUAUGUUAUGCCACGCAAAUUCCUGAACAAUUUUUACGUAAUCACUGUUAAUUCAGUACAGUCACAAAACAUUGCAUUUCAUUAAUUCAUCUAGACUUUGUGAAAAUGUCAAGUCAGAGGGAGGGAAUUAACGUAACUGUUACACGAACAAAGGGCCUGAAGAGUACUCGCAAUUAAAAAUUCGCGUGCGUCUGAAUCGGCCCGUUUUUCUGUGCGC